CGUUCGCGAUUGUCAUCGUCACCCGUUCACGGUUCAGCACGUUCAGAAUCAACCGUGGCGGUUUAGUACUGGUUAACCUUGCGCCGAGAUUAGACCGAUUGUGUUUAGGGCACCACCGGAAGAAGAAGACGACGACGAGCCCUAGCGUCCUGUUUGGCGCCCUGGCCCAACGAGAACCUUUGCGAUCAGCUGCUAUUCCGCCCACUCUGCUGCAACGGUUACAGCGAAUUAGUAUUCCCACAAGGUGCAGCCAGCAAUACCAAUCAUGCACUAUUAGCUUAGGCUCAAUCGAACGUCCGCGCAAGUGAAAGUGUUGUGUGAUAAAAUUGUAAUUGACAAGCUUUAAUUUCUACCCAACGCUUAAACAGUCCACACCUGUGAACGCUUCUAGUGAGGUGAAGCAAUUGUGAUUACCGGAGAAGUGAUAUAUCGGAAGAAUAUGAAGUUGCGAUACUUGAACCUACUUGUUCAGUUCCUGAUGGUGUGCGUCCUAAUCGGGCGGAUAAAUUGCCAUAUCACCUUUGAUACCCAAAUCCGUGCCUCACCACGGCAGGAUCCUAACCAACGUAAUCCCUUUCUCGAGUGGCUUACCAGCUGGAUUGGCACCACUACGACAACCCCAGCCCCACCACUAACUCCACCUACCGACUGUAGCGAAUGCAAAUGCGGUCGAACGAACCUAGCAACCCGAAUCGUCGGUGGAACGGAAACUCGCGUUAACCAAUACCCGUGGAUGGCUAUGCUCCAGUACGGAGGAACCUUCUACUGUGGAGGGUCCCUGAUCUCUGAUCAGCAUGUCCUAACCGCGGCACAUUGCGUGCAUGGCUUCAAUCCGGCCAAGAUCACCGUUGUCCUGUUGGAUCAUGAUCGAUCGAGUACGACCGAAGCGGAAACCAUCACCAGCAAAGUAGAACGAGUGAUCAAGCACAAUGGGUACAAUUCCAACAACUACAAUAGUGACAUAGCGGUGCUGAAACUGGAAAAUAAGAUCAUGUUUAGCGAUAAGAUUCGACCGGUUUGCCUACCGUCGGCGAAGAAGUCCUUUACAGGCCAAGAAGGAAUCGUAACCGGUUGGGGUGCCACAUCGGAAAACGGACAGAUUUCGGUGAACCUGCAAGAAGUAACUGUACCGAUCAUGUCCAAUGCGGAUUGCAAGAAAACUGGCUACGGGCAGAGUCGCAUUACCGAUAACAUGAUGUGCGCUGGAUUUCCGGAAGGAAAGAAGGACUCUUGUCAGGGUGACAGUGGUGGUCCACUGCACGUUAUCGAUUCCGAGAUGAAAUCGGAAAGCGUUCAUCAAAUUGCGGGAAUAGUAUCCUGGGGCGAAGGGUGUGCUAAGCCUAACUACCCGGGAGUAUACACCAGGGUGAACCGAUUCCGGACGUGGCUUAUGACUAACACGGCUGAUGCUUGCUACUGUUCGGAAUGACUGGAGGAAUUGGAAUAAAUGAGGAACUAAAA
Molecule: messenger RNA, 1461 nt
Organism: Ochlerotatus camptorhynchus
Lineage: Eukaryota; Metazoa; Arthropoda; Insecta; Diptera; Culicidae
Product: trypsin-1-like
Exons: 4
Coding region: 440-1429 (329 amino acids)
Biological process (GO): proteolysis
Molecular function (GO): serine-type endopeptidase activity
Source: RefSeq, a predicted model, not a curated record